Pseudomyrmex gracilis is the source of this 2782-nucleotide messenger RNA. RefSeq names its product zinc finger protein 260-like. The transcript is spliced from 8 exons. The coding region runs from base 16 to 2439 and encodes 807 amino acids. The record is from RefSeq and is a predicted model, not a curated record. Gene Ontology annotation, biological process: regulation of transcription by RNA polymerase II. Gene Ontology annotation, molecular function: DNA-binding transcription factor activity, RNA polymerase II-specific; RNA polymerase II cis-regulatory region sequence-specific DNA binding. NCBI's taxonomy places the organism in Eukaryota, Metazoa, Arthropoda, Insecta, Hymenoptera, Formicidae. Gene Ontology annotation, cellular component: nucleus.
CGCAAAACUACGUUGAUGGUGCGGGAGGAUAACAUCCGGUCUAAUGGCGUCAAGAGCCAAACAUUGUUGUCACAUUUUGUCCUACAGUGUUUCAAUAUUUUGCUUUGUUUAUGUUGGUCAAGUUUCGCGAAGAUAGGACAGGAUUUGCGAUUGGGUGCGCUUAACACGCCGGAUGGAGGUGAGGACGUGCAAAUUGUUGCACGUGCGACGCAUAUCAAACUGGGAACGAGAUUUUCCGAGUGGUAUGGAUGUAGUGACCUUGGUCUUGCUGUCAGAUCAAAGGUGUAUACACGCGGCAAAUUUAAACCUGACUCGUGCCGUACAUUGACACGAGUCGACGCAAUUUUUUCGUCGUCUCAAUGGAAAAAGGUGCAAACAACUGAUUUUAUAACAAUAUUCAAUUUCAAUAUAAUAUUUAUUAUAUUGAAAAUGGCUUUGCAAAGUGCGACAGAAGAGGCGCAAACUUUGCUUCUGGAAGGAGUGGAAGGUGCUCCGUGUCAAUUUAUUAUUCAGAGAAGCGAUGGAGAAUCACUAAGCAAAGGAGUACCAUUGUUUACUCUGAGCGGAGAAUUAAUAUCAGAAGGCAUGGUAGUCGACAUGAUCAAUGCUGAUGUUAGCACAGAUUAUAACACGAGUACUCAGUAUUAUGAAGCGGACGACUUGUUGACUCAUGGUUUGACAGAGAAUGUCAAUUGUGUGAUGCAGGAUGACCGUAGACUUGCUGCGGCGCUUGUUGCAGUGCAGUUGCAUCAGCAGCAGAAGCAGCAGCAAAUCAACGUUCAGCACGAAGACUCAACUUUGUCGGAUGUUUCUCAUCUGGAGACUCUAGCGCCGGUGAAUUCGUAUACUAUUCAUACUAUUCCAGAACCAAAUAGCACCGCGUCUAUAUAUACGCAAACUUUGCAACCUUUCACAAGGAUUCCGCAAAGUUUGAAGCAAGAGUUUAUCAAUGUCAAAAGCGAGUAUGACAUUGAGGUUUCUACGGAGAGCAGCGAGGACGCAACAUCAGCAUCCGGGCCUAAGAGAACCUUGCCACACAAAAAACGAAUAUCUCGCAAGCUAAAGCAACCGCAGACAAAAAAGAACGCAACGCGGAAGGAUAAUAGCAAAUCGAGUCAAGAAAAUUCAACUGAAUUUAAUAACGAAGUUCAGGCUAAUGUCUUUAAGUGUCAAAUAUGUAGUUCCAAGUUUAGCAGUCAGUUGAAAUUCUUUGAACAUUUAAAGGUGCAUUAUGAGCCCGUAAAACAGGAGACGCGAAUAGCUCAGGCGACAAAUACCAAUAUUACAAUAUCGGUUCCAGAAACAGUUCAUACUUUAGAGAACACUGUAAUUGAAGAAUUCAGCGAGCCUGAAGAUCUUAUGGAAGGUAUUCGAGGAGUAGUGGAAGAAACCGGUGCGCACAUUGACGACGACACAGAUUCAGUACUGCCUUCUACAAAUAACGAAUCGACAAUGUGGGCAAUUACAGACGUUACGGAACAGGUGCAACAGAAGGACCAGGAAAUUAGACCGCCGUCCGUUAACGAUAACAAAAGCUCGGAAGAAAAGUCAAAGACUGACAUUCCAUACACAGCUAAGAAAAAGAAAUCACCGAAAGCGCGGAAAUCAAGUGACGGAUUAACGUGUCUUCAGUGCAAUCGGUCGUUCCAUCAUAAAAACAGCUUGGUCUACCAUAUGCGCUCCCAUAGCGGAGAGCGGCCGCAUCAGUGUGACAUUUGUAAUAAACGUUUUUUCGCUGCUAGCGCGUUAAAGGUACACAAAAGACUUCAUAGCGGUGACAAACCGUACAAAUGUGAGGUGUGCGGCCGACAUUUUCGUCAAUGGGGCGAUUUGAAAUAUCACUCAACGAGUCUUCACUCGGAGCACAAGCAGUACCAGUGUGAAUUCUGCGCGAAGGAAUUCGCUCGAAAGUAUUCGUUGAUUGUGCACAGGCGUAUACACACGGGCGAAAAGAAUUAUCGCUGCGAAUACUGCAGCAAAACGUUCAGGGCGAGCAGUUAUCUGCAGAAUCACAGACGCAUACACACCGGGGAGAAGCCGCACGCGUGUGUGGUAUGCGGCAAACCGUUCAGAGUGCGAAGCGACAUGAAGAGACACAUGCACACUCAUUCGCGAACGAAAACAAAUGAAAAACAAUUGUCGUCAACAAACAAAAUCGUUGCGGGAAAACAUGCGAUCGAUACGGAAAGCAUCGAUAAAAAAGCAGCACACGCAAAAACGAUACAGGAUCUCGUGAGAGAUCUAAAGUUGGAGGUAGACGCGACAGGUGUGGUAGAGAUUGUCGCUCCCGAUGAUAAUCCGGAAACUAUUUUGCCGCAUACGAGCGGACAAAAUUUGGAAUAUACCGUAACAUCCACAGCAGACACGGCGGCCGCGGAUAGAGAUCCUCUGGAAGCUGUCGUGCGAACGAACGAUAACAUACAGUACUUUUUUAUGUAAUUUCGGAACGUGAGGAAAGAGAUACAUCCUUUGUGCAAACUUGAGCGCGAUAACCAUCGACAUCUUGGCGUUAGAUAGUCCGUAACGCGCUGGUUACAAAGUGACUUUUUUAAUAGACCCAGCUGUUUGAAAAUAUAUAUGUUGAAUACAUACUUCUAGUGAAUUGCGCGCGCGUUUAUGCACACAUCUAUAUCUACAAUUGCAUUUUGGAAUAAACAUUGUUUUAUUAUUGGAUAAAGUUUGUCAUAAGAUUUUUUGAAACUUUUAUACAAAAGUGUACAUAUAAACAUCUAUAUAUAUAUAUAUAUAUAUUGCCUUUGAGACACUUUAAUGUAGAACUGAU